CUUGGUGUAAUAGUUUUUAUUUUAGUUUUUAAGUUUAAAAAUUAUUAAUGCCGGUGUCAAAUUUAUAUACAAAUAGUACACUACAACAUUAGCACUUAAAUUGGCUUGGCAGGCAUUCUCAAGAAAGUGAUUUAUUACGAAAAACAAUAGCAAACGUUUUCACUACAGGCGCCUUCAAGCACGAGUAGAAUAGCGCCAAAGUAUACUGUUGCAACUACCUCCUCGUCCUUUACACACCUACACAAACCGAAAUGGGACGUAGUCCAUCUCCAUCGCAUCGGCGACGUGAAAAAGAGCGUUCUGAACGUAAAAAGCGUCGUGAACGGCGCUCCAGAGAACGUGAAAGGCAACGGGAACGCGAAACGGGAGCUGGCGGUAGCCGUGCUUUGCGUAGACGUUCUCAAGACAGAGGAGGAGGUGGUGGAGGGGAUCGUGACCGGACCCGCAGCCGCAGUCAUGAACGAGACAGAGCAAGUCGACGCCGUUCUAGGUGAAUAAUGAAGUGUAGUGUAUUAACCCAAGACAGAAACGUCACAGAACUAAGUAUAACAUUUUUCUAUUUGCCUUAUUUAUAGUAAAUAAGUGUAUUUAUAUUUUCGCAAUAUUGAUGUUUUUCGUGAAAUAGUAAAUAUAUUUCAAAUGUCGACCCAAAUGCAACCCUAAGGUUAACAUUUCCCUCGCUUUUUUCGUACCGCAUUUUUAUGUCAAUUUUGACAUUCCAACAUAAUUCUUUGACAUUACCACGUGAAGUGAAAUACUUAACGAAAUUUUCCGAAGAUAUCAAAGGAUUUCAUCACAAAAUUUAAUUAUAUAGUUUAUAAACUCAUUUACCAUUGGCAAACUUCAUUAUUACUGAGUCAAUACUAAAUCCGUAAAGUAGCAGUUCAAGUGAAAAAGAGUGAAAUUGAAUAGAAAAUAAGCAAAAUGGCAUUACGCGUACAAUUUGAGAACAACGAUGACAUCGGUGUUUUUAGCAAACUAACAAACGCAUAUUGCCUAGUAGCUGUUGGCGGCUCUGAGGCUUUUUACAGUGUGUACGAAGGUGAAUUGGCCGAGACCAUACCUGUUGUGCAUGCCAGCAUUGGUGGCUGCCGUAUUAUUGGUCGCCUCACAGUAGGUAACCGUAAUGGUUUACUUGUACCACAUUCUACUACAGAUGUUGAACUACAACAUCUGCGUAACACAUUACCCGAUUCAGUGAAAAUACAGCGCGUGGAAGAACGUCUUUCAGCAUUGGGAAAUGUGAUCGCAUGCAAUGACUACGUUGCUCUGGUGCAUCCCGAUCUUGACAAAGAAACCGAAGAAAUUAUCGGUGAUGUAUUGAAAGUGGAAGUGUUCAGGCAAACCAUAGCCGAAACUCCGCUUGUGGGUUCAUAUGCAGUGCUAAGUAAUCUGGGUGGCAUGGUACAUCCAAAAACCAGUAUACAAGAUCAAGAUGAAUUAUCAUCACUGUUGCAAGUGCCAUUAGUUGCAGGCACAGUAAAUCGUGGCAGUGAUGUACUGGCAGCCGGUAUGGUUGUAAACGACUGGUUGUCAUUUGUGGGCAUGAGUUCAACUGCCACAGAAAUGUUCGUGAUCGAACGUGCGUUCAAAUUGAAUCAAUCAGGUCCUGCCGUAUUAGGACGAGCGAAAGAACGUGCUGCACUUAUUGAAGGGAUGUCUUAAAUGCUGUGUGCUGGAGAUCUUCCGAAAUAAUAUUGAUUAUAACACUUUUUGUAAUAAAAAUAUAUACGAAAUAAAUUUAUCGUUAGUACAUAAUAUUAA
Messenger RNA from Bactrocera oleae (olive fruit fly), 1764 nucleotides. The record is from RefSeq and is a predicted model, not a curated record. Lineage: Eukaryota; Metazoa; Arthropoda; Insecta; Diptera; Tephritidae.